This is a messenger RNA of Brassica rapa (field mustard), 1297 nucleotides long. RefSeq names its product F-box/LRR-repeat protein At2g29910. The record is from RefSeq and is a predicted model, not a curated record. Gene Ontology annotation, molecular function: protein binding. Lineage: Eukaryota; Viridiplantae; Streptophyta; Magnoliopsida; Brassicales; Brassicaceae.
AAAUCCCUCGUCUUCUUCCAUCUUCCAUCUUCAGUCAAAAACCAACCCUAAUCUUAUGUCUGCUCAAAAGGUCUCUAUGCGUUCUAGAGAUUUUAUCAGCAGUAUGCCAGAUGAGGUUCUCGGCAAAAUCCUGUCGUUUGUUCCGACAAGACUUGCUGCUUCCACAACGGUUCUGUCCAAAAGGUGGAGGAACUUGCUUUCUCUUGUAGACACCCUUGAUUUCAGUGACGAGAUUGGUAACCCUGAAGGCUUCUCUGAUUUUGUGGACGCAACACUUGAUCUCCUAAGCAACUCUCACUCAAUCGUAAAAUCAUUCUCUCUGAGCUGUAAACAUGAAAAGUCUCGAGUGGACAGUUGGAUUCGCACCGUCCUUGAGAGCGGCUUCUUGGAGCUUCACUUGAAAAUCGUAUCUACGCAGUGUAUAGAAUCUCAGCUCUUCACGAGUAACACACUAGUCCAGCUUACUUUGUACGGUGGGUUUUGUUUCGAUGGCACUCUCACUCCUCCUCGAAGUGGCGUCUUUUUCCCAAACCUCAAAACACUUAAUCUCGUUUCUGUUUGGUUUUGGGAUGAUAAUAUGUUUGAGUUUCUCAUCUCGGGCUACCCCUUUCUUGAUGUACUGUUACUACAUUAUGGUGCUUCUGAUGGGCUGGGAUUGAGUUCUUCCAUUGGUGUCUCCAAUCCUUCCCUUAAGAGGCUUACCGUCUCUUACCAUUUUCUUGCUCCUGAUGUUGAAGUGUUUCGGACACCUAGUCUUGUCUACUUUGACUAAUCUAGUUACGCCACCAGACAGUAUCGUGUUAUAUUAUUCUACAUUAAUUUUGCUGUGUCUAUGCUUUCAGGGUCUUGUGCACAAAGUCACAGAAAGAUGCGGGGACGCUUGUGUUUGCAUUGCUAAGAAAAGGAAGAAAAAGAUGGAGGAGGAGGAAUUAUGCUGUUUAUCAGCAUGUCAAGUUAAAGUUCUGAACAUUUCAGGGUAUGGAGGCUCUCGUAGAGAGCUGAAACAGAUGAGGCAUUUCUUGGGAAAUUUGAAAAGUCUUGUAACCGUCAAGGUUGGUGUCAAAGCUAAGAAGACGACAAUGUUAACAAUAACUACCAGAGAAUCACCAGUGCUCUUACUAAGCUUUCCAUAGCUUCAUCAAACUGUCAAGUUUAUUUCUUCUGAUUUCUUUCUUACAAUGGAAAUCAUUUUGAGGCUUAAUGAUCUUUUAGAUGACAAACUUUACUUUUCUAAUAGACUUAUUUGUGAUCUUUGAAACCAAGCGGCUCUUUUUAGUGAUCUUUCAGUUUGAUUUCA